AUGUCCACUGAUAAAAUCACCUUUUUACUUAACUGGCAAGCUGCUGCAUACCACAUUCCAAUUUAUUUGGCUCAAACCAAGGGAUACUUCAAAGAGCAAGGCUUAGAUAUUGCUAUUUUGGAACCAAGCAAUCCAUCCGAUGUAACUGAAUUAAUUGGGUCUGGUAAAGUCGACAUGGGUUUGAAAGCUAUGAUUCACACUUUGGCCGCUAAAGCUAGAGGGUUCCCUGUUACUUCUGUUGCCUCUUUGUUAGAUGAACCAUUCACUGGGUUAUUGUACUUGAAAGGCAGCGGUAUCACUGAAGAUUUCCAAUCUUUGAAGGGUAAAAAGAUUGGUUAUGUUGGUGAAUUUGGUAAGAUUCAAUUGGACGAAUUGACCAAGCAUUAUGGUAUGACACCGAACGACUACACUGCUGUUAGAUGUGGUAUGAAUGUUGCCAAAUAUAUCAUCGAGGGCAAGAUUCAUGCUGGUAUUGGUAUUGAAUGUAUUCAACAAGUGGAAUUGGAAGAAUACUGCAAAAAGCAUGGCAGACCAGUUACUGAUGUUCAAAUGUUGAGAAUUGACAAGUUGGCUUGUUUGGGUUGUUGCUGUUUCUGUACUAUUUUGUACAUUUGUAAUGAUGAGUUUUUGGCCAAGAAUGGAGACAAAGUUAGAAAGUUUUUGAUUGCUAUUAAAAAGGCCACUGAUGAUGUUUUGAACCACCCAGAACAAUCUUGGGCUACAUAUACAGAUUUGAAGCCACAAUUGAAUACUGAUUUGGCUUACAAACAAUACCAAAGAUGUUUUGCUUACUUUUCCAGUUCUUUGUACAAUGUGCAUCGUGAUUGGAAAAAAGUUACUGGGUACGGUAAGAGAUUGGAGAUUUUGCCAUUGGAUUACAAGUCCAAUUACACCAAUGAAUAUUUGUCAUGGCCAGAACCCAACGAAGUGGAAGACCCAUUAGAAGCCCAAAGAUUGAUGGGUAUUCACCAAGAAAAAUGCAGAGAAGAGGGGUCUUUCAAGAGAUUAGUUGUUCCAUUGAAACAUUGA
This is a messenger RNA of Saccharomycodes ludwigii, 1029 nucleotides long. Its product is annotated as NMT1/THI5 family protein. Gene Ontology annotation, biological process: thiamine biosynthetic process. The transcript has a single exon. The record is from RefSeq and is a predicted model, not a curated record. The coding region runs from base 1 to 1029 and encodes 342 amino acids. NCBI's taxonomy places the organism in Eukaryota, Fungi, Ascomycota, Saccharomycetes, Saccharomycodales, Saccharomycodaceae.